Molecule: messenger RNA, 1215 nt
Organism: Penicillium argentinense
Lineage: Eukaryota; Fungi; Ascomycota; Eurotiomycetes; Eurotiales; Aspergillaceae
Product: male sterility protein-domain-containing protein
Exons: 1
Coding region: 1-1215 (404 amino acids)
Biological process (GO): long-chain fatty-acyl-CoA metabolic process
Cellular component (GO): peroxisome
Molecular function (GO): alcohol-forming very long-chain fatty acyl-CoA reductase (NADP+) activity
Source: RefSeq, a predicted model, not a curated record
AUGACAGCCCUCCACAAUUCCGUCGAAUGGUAUAAAGAUCAGGUAGUCUUCCUAACGGGAGCGACCGGGAAUCUGGGAGGAUGUCUGCUAUACAAGCUGGCCGUUCAACUGCCAACGAAAAAGAUAUAUGUUUUGUGUCGCGGCGGAAUGCGUGAUGCAAUAAACAAAUGGGAAGCCUCCAUGCCGGAACAGAUCGAUGACAUCCUUGAUACUGGAAAGAUCCAAUGUCUCGUGGGAGAUAUUACCCGCCCUAGUCUAGGGUUGGGCACAGCAGAGCUAGAAGCACUGCAGAAAGAAGUCACCGUGGUGAUUCAUUCGGCCGCAAACUUUUCACUCUUUCAGGAUCUACCCGAGUCUAUCAGGGAUAACUGUGUGCCCGUUGUCGAUCUUGCUCGCUUGUCAAUUUCUUUCCAGAAACUGAAAGCCUUUUUGCAUAUCUCAACUAUCUCGAGUAAGAGUUUCUUGCCUGGUGGGACAGUAUUAGAGGAUGCCGAAAAUCUGUCACCCGAUGAAGACCCCCCGGAAAAACAACUCGAGGAGGUUCUGAGCACUGGGAAGUCCCCAUACACGAAACAAUUCAUCGCCCCUUAUGGGCAGUCGAAGUAUCUGGCUGAGCAGAUAUUAUUAAGCCUUGAUACGCCUUUUCCAGUAUUGAUCGUUCGUCCAACGAAUAUCGGACCGGCUAUCAAGGACCCUUGUCCAUUUUAUGGGCCGGACGGUGCAAUCCCUCUACACACUUUCUUCGAACUUCUAUUCGAAGCGAGCGAACGUCGGAAGUUUGAGGAUCUGGCUACAUUGCCUCAAGAUAUCAUCGUCGACGAGAUUCCGGUCGAUAUCGUCGCAAAUGUCUGUCUACUUCAUCUGGCAAUUGGCACAAUCGGAAUCGUGCAGGCUGGCUCUCAGCUAUAUGUACCUGUGACUUUUGGUGAAUACAUGAAUCAGAUUCAGAAAUAUGCGCCUCCUUCACUGGUCGAGAAGGCUGGUAGGAUCCGAGUGGAGAAAAAUGUUCAUUUUGCAAACCAGGCAAAUGAUAUGAUUCAGCAUAUAUGCCGGGAUUGGCAGAUCGAUUGCGAGCGAUCGAAGCCUUUCAAGUCUAUGGAGGGACCUAUCGGUCUGGCCCUUCCGGGGCAUGACUUUGAGGUUUUCUUUCAGCGGAGGAUUGCAAAGCGGGCGCGAAAUGUGGAGAAGUGGAUUGAUAGCCUGAAGCAGACGUGA